Molecule: messenger RNA, 1065 nt
Organism: Leptosomus discolor (cuckoo roller)
Lineage: Eukaryota; Metazoa; Chordata; Aves; Leptosomiformes; Leptosomidae
Gene: WDR53
Product: WD repeat domain 53
Molecular function (GO): protein binding
Source: RefSeq, a predicted model, not a curated record
AUGGCAGUCAAAUGGACUGGUGGACAUUCAUCCUCUAUAUUGUGCUUGAACGUAAACACGGAAGGGCUGGUGGCUUCAGGCGCGGAGAGAGGCGAGCUCACGCUCUGGGAUGGGGGAGGCGCUCUGGCAGGACAGCUCCAGCUCCCGAAGGCAGACGACGUGGCCUCUGUGGUGUUCUCUCCCCGCUGUCCCACCAGUCUGUACACCUCCCACGGAGAAACUGUCAGUUUGCUGGAUGUCCGAUCCCUCAAGAAACCUGUUGAACACUUCCAUGUGAACGAGGAAGAGAUCAACUGCCUCUCAGUGAACGAGACCGACAGUUUCUUGGCUGCGGCAGAUGACUCAGGGGCAAUAAAGGUUGUGGACUUGGAGAACAAGAAAGUCAGACGGUCCUUGAGACACUCAAACAUCUGCUCCUCUGCUGUCUUUCGACCUCAGAGGCCUCAAAGCCUGGUUUCCUGUGGACUGGACAUGCAGGUUAUGCUGUGGAACCUGCAGAAAGCUCGCCCCUUGUGGACCACAAACCUGCAGGAGUGUGAAACGGAGGAAGACAGCCCACAGUCAGCUGGCCAGCUCUUUAACCCACCACUUGCACAUUCCCUGACUGUCGCAUCGUGCGGCAACAUCUUUGGCUGCGGAGCUCAAGACGGUAAAGUUAGGAUAUUCAGAGUCACUGGUGUCAAGUUUGAACGUGAGCUGGAGUUUCAAGGUCACAACUUGGGAGUAUCGCAGGUCCUUUUUAUGCCAGAAGCAUACUGGUUGUUGACCGGAGGCAAUGACGGGAAAGUCUUGCUCUGGGAUGUCAGCAAUGACGUUGGAAAGCAGCAAAAAAGUCCAGCAAAAUCUCUGCAGAGAAGGAAGGCCCAGGCACCUGCUUCCACCAGGAAAGAUGGGAAGCUCAACAAAGUGGCUUCAAAUGAACAUGCUAGAGUUUUACCAAAGCUAACCAUUGAGCACGGAGAGAAGGUGAACUGGAUCUCGUGCGCAGAGCUGAAAGGCUCCAAGAGAGUAUUAGUUGCUGAUCAGAGUAGUUCUGUAUCUGUGUAUCCAUUGCCAGAACCUUAG